This is a messenger RNA of Chrysoperla carnea, 522 nucleotides long. Its product is annotated as zinc finger protein OZF-like. Bases 1 to 522 code for a protein of 173 amino acids. The transcript has 2 exons. The record is from RefSeq and is a predicted model, not a curated record. Lineage: Eukaryota; Metazoa; Arthropoda; Insecta; Neuroptera; Chrysopidae.
AUGGAACCUCAACUAAUUAAAAUUGAAAUUUUGGAGGAAAAAGAAUUGACUGAACAAGUUAAACAGUUUGGUACAGAACUCUGGGAAAACAUGCAACUUGAAAAACAACAACUGCACACAGAAUUAAUUAUUAAGGACGAAUCACCAGAAGAAACUAUAGCUGAAAUUCUUGAAGAUGAAGAUACAACGGAAUAUAAACGAUUUCAUGUUGAUGAGCAGUUAGGCACGGACAAAUUGGAGCGCACGAAACUUGUUAAACAUAAAAGGAUUCACACUGGAGAAAAACAAUUUUCUUGUGAUAUUUGUAAUAAAACAUUUGCUAGGAAAAGUUCUUUAAUUAACCAUAAACGAGUUCAUGGUGGAGCAAAACCAUUUUCUUGUGGUAUUUGUAAUAAAUUAUUUACUGAGAAAAGUUCUUUAGUUGUACAUAAACGAGUUCAUCGUAGAGAAAAACGAUUUUCUUGUGAUAUUUUGGGACGAAGGAAACCUUUAUCAGUUGAUUCUCCCUCUAGCUCAGAUUGA